This is a messenger RNA of Oncorhynchus keta (chum salmon), 1350 nucleotides long. It is a transcript of the gene erlin1, whose product is annotated as ER lipid raft associated 1. Gene Ontology annotation, cellular component: endoplasmic reticulum membrane; endoplasmic reticulum. NCBI's taxonomy places the organism in Eukaryota, Metazoa, Chordata, Actinopteri, Salmoniformes, Salmonidae. The transcript is spliced from 12 exons. The record is from RefSeq and is a predicted model, not a curated record. Gene Ontology annotation, molecular function: cholesterol binding; ubiquitin protein ligase binding. Gene Ontology annotation, biological process: SREBP signaling pathway. The coding region runs from base 166 to 1152 and encodes 328 amino acids.
AGGUUAAUGACACUUUUCUAUUACGUGGAGGACUUUAAUUUGAACACUAUCAAUUCCGUGACCCGGAAGUACUUCAGUGUUGCUGACGAGGUGCUGAUGGGUCGAUGUCAACUGGAUGAAAAUACAAGAUCUAUCGCUUCAAUACACUGGUGAGUUCGGGUGAGGAUGACGAUGACUCACGUGGGGGCAGUAGUUGGUGCAGUAACUGCAGUGAUGGCCAUCCUGCUGCACUCCUCCAUUCACAAGAUAGAGGAGGGACACCUAGCUGUUUACUACAGAGGAGGAGCUUUGCUAACUUCACCCAACGGCCCUGGAUACCACAUUAUGAUGCCCUUUCUUACCACCUACAGAUCAGUACAGACGACUCUUCAAACUGAUGAGAUAAAGAACGUGCCUUGUGGAACUAGUGGGGGAGUGAUGAUCUACUUUGACCGUAUAGAGGUGGUCAACAUGCUGGUGCCCUCAUCUGUGGUGGACACAGUGAAGAACUAUACAGCUGAUUAUGACAAAACUCUAAUUUUCAACAAGAUUCACCACGAACUCAACCAAUUCUGCAGCGUACACACUUUACAGGAGGUCUACAUUGAGCUGUUUGACAUCAUUGAUGAGAACCUGAAAAUCGCUCUGCAGAAAGACCUAAACUCUAUGGCGCCUGGACUGACGAUACAGGCUGUCCGAGUCACCAAGCCCAAAAUCCCAGAGGCCAUCAGGAGAAACUUUGAGCUCAUGGAGGGGGAGAAGACUCGUCUGUUGGUAACAGUUCAGACUCAGAAGGUUGUGGAGAAAGAAGCUGAGACUGAGAGGAAGAAAGCCGUCAUCGAGGCUCAGAAGGUGGCUGAAGUAGCACAGAUUCAUUUCCAACAGAAGGUGAUGGAGAAAGAGACUGAGAAGAGGAUCUCUGAAAUAGAGGACACUGCUUUCUUGGCAAAAAUGAAGGCCAGGGCUGAUGCAGAGUAUUAUACAGCCGCUAAGUUUGCUGAAGCUAACAGGUUGAAGUUAACACCCGAGUACCUUGAGUUGAUGAAGUACCAGGCGAUAGCAGCCAACAGUAAGAUCUACUUCGGCCAGGACAUCCCUAACAUGUUUGUCGAGGGACACAGCCCUACCCAGGACCCUGAGCCCCCGAAAGCCUCUGAACAGGCCAGACACUAAGAUCCGAGACUAGCUGUCUGUCUCUCUGUCAGUUGAAGGGUUUGAGGGACAAAGGAAUGUGUGAGGAGUCAUUCCCCUAAUUGGGGUGCGUAAAGGCUUUAGUUUUAAUUCUAUCGGCCAGAGAGGGGGAGGGAGAAGGGGGAUUGGUAAAGAAGGAUGGGGAGAGGAAGGAGUGAGCGAGAUGCAUGGAAAGAGAAA